Messenger RNA from Rhincodon typus (whale shark), 2690 nucleotides. Its product is annotated as sodium- and chloride-dependent neutral and basic amino acid transporter B(0+)-like. Lineage: Eukaryota; Metazoa; Chordata; Chondrichthyes; Orectolobiformes; Rhincodontidae. The record is from RefSeq and is a predicted model, not a curated record. The transcript is spliced from 14 exons. The coding region runs from base 85 to 1947 and encodes 620 amino acids. Gene Ontology annotation, molecular function: L-proline transmembrane transporter activity. Gene Ontology annotation, cellular component: membrane. Gene Ontology annotation, biological process: sodium ion transmembrane transport.
UUCAAAGAUCCAAAGAUGCGCCAGUGAGAGUUGGCUUUAACUGGAUUCUUAAAGAAUCACCAUCAAACACACCUUCCAGAAGACAUGGCUGCCAACAGUGAACGUGUGGGUGAAAAUGAUGAGAAUGUGGAGCGAGGUAACUGGUCAUCGAAGGCUGACUACCUGCUCUCGAUAAUUGGUUACGCCGUGGGUCUGGGCAAUGUCUGUCGAUUUCCGUUCCUGGCUUACAGAAAUGGAGGAGGCGCGUUCCUUAUUCCCUACACUCUCAUGCUGACACUCGCUGGGAUCCCCAUGUUUUUCUUGGAAACUUCCUUUGGGCAGUUUACCAGCCUUGGGCCCAUUGCAGUGUGGAAAGCUGUGCCAAUAUUACAAGGUGUGGGAAUCACUAUGGUGCUUUCAUCAAUAUUUGCCACCAUUUCUUAUUCCUGCAUCCUCGCCUACAGUCUGUACUACCUGUUUGUUUCCUUCCAAUCACCCCUGCCGUGGGCAGACUGCUUCAGUUGGUGGGGAGCAGAUGAAACAUGCAGCAGGACUCCCAAAGGUCCACUCUGCAAUCUCACUCUGGACGAUGGAUAUUUUGAAAUUGUUAAUACAACAUGGCUACAGAAAAACAAUGAAACUUGUCCAAAUGGAUCAAAAAUUUCCAUUUCUCACCAAGGCCCGAGUGAGCAAUACUGGGAUAAAGUGGUUUUACAGCGUUCCAGUUCAAUGGAUGAGACUGGGGACAUAGUCUGGUAUUUAGCUCUCUGUCUGCUUCUGGUCCGACUGACAGUUGGAGCAGCCUUAUCAAAAGGAAUCAAAUCAUCAGGAAAGGUGGUUUAUUUCACUGCGACGUUUCCGUAUGUGGCUUUGACCAUACUCCUGAUCCGAGGGGUUACCCUGGAGGGAGCCUCAAACGGUAUUGAAUUCUACAUCGGAAGCCAGUCAGACUUCUCCAAACUGGCUGAUGCUGAGGUUUGGAAAGAUGCUGCAACACAAAUAUUCUUUUCUAUCGCUGUAUCCAUGGGAGGCUUAACAGCACUUUCAUCUUAUAACAAAUUCCACAACAACUGUUACACAGAUACCUUCAUUGUCUGCGUUGCUAAUUGUGCUACAAGUGUGUUUGCUGGGUUUGUCAUCUUCUCUGUCCUUGGACACAUGGGUCAUGUGCAAGACAAACCUGUCUCAGAGGUUGCGCAGUCAGGUAUUGGUUUGGCUUUUGUUGUCUAUCCAGAGGCUCUGGCGCAGUUACCGUGGGCACCUUUAUGGUCCAUUUUAUUUUUCUUCAUGCUGCUUACUCUGGGACUGGACAGUCAGUUCGCCAACUUUGAAACAAUUAUAACAGGCCUACUGGACCAAUUCCCCAAAUUUCUACGAUCGAAGCGCCUUUCUCUGACAACUGCUGUUUGUGUGAUAUUUUACUUCCUCAGCCUUUUACUUGUAACACAGGCUGGGAUUUACUGGAUAAAUUUAAUUGAUCAUUUCUGCAUCGGAUGGGUUCUCAUUGUGUCAGCCCUACUGGAACAGAUGGGUCUAAGCUGGAUCUAUGGGGUAAACAGAUUCAUCAAGGACAUUGAGAUGAUGAUUGGGAAAAGGACUUGGCUCUUCUGGCUGUGGUGGAGAAUGUGUUGGUUUUUUAUCACCCCGUGUUUGCUGGUGGUAAUCUUCUUCUGGUCCUUAGCAACAUUUGUCCCCCCAACAUAUGGACCUGUUGAAUACCCUGGCUGGGCAACAGCACUGGGCUGGUGUAUGACAGUCUUCAGUAUUAUGUGGAUCCCCAUUGUCGCAAUAUUUAAAAUAGUUCAAGCUGAGGGCUCCACCUUGCAACAGAAAAUAUCUGCCGCUUGCACAUCAGCCCCUGACUGGGGUCCAUACUUAAAGCAACACAGAGGGGAAAGAUACAGAAUGAAGCUGGAUUCUGCAGAAACACCCAUCCCUAUGCACCUUAUGGUUAGUCCUCAGAUAUGAACAUUUAACAGAAUAUGUCUUGCUCAGCUUGUAAACAAAGUCCUGAGAAACCACCAUCACUCCGAUUUACUCCGAUCAUAACUUCAUUGUGUGCUUGCUAGAACAGCUAAUAACUUAGAGUUGAGGCCCCAGGUACAACUUUGGCUGAUGUUUCUUCUGCCCAUACUGCGGGCAUCAAUUUCGGGCAAGGCAGGGCACAGAUGUAUUACUGAGCAUUGAAAGCCUGCAUCAUGGAUAUCUGCAAACGAAAGGACUUCCUAACAGGACGUAUUAAACAAAAGGAAGACUAAUGGUUCAAGUUGUGAAGAGAGACUUGAUGAUCAACAUCUUAAAGGGCAAUUGUUCCCUGUCCGAAAAGUAAUCAUGAAAGUUUUCUUAGCUCUUUCAGUAACAUAUCAAUGGGAAUAUAGGUUGGUAGAAAGAAAAGACAACUUUUUGCAGAAUAUAUUGCAGAAUAAAGAGAAAUGUUUUUGGAACCAUCUAAAGAAGUGAAUGGUGCAGAAGCGAAGCUGUGGAAUUUAAACAAAUAUGUUUAUGGAUUGAAUGAUGCAUUGUAGGUAUGGUAUAUCUCAGUUGUGCACCUGCUUUUGGAUGGAUCUGAGCCAGAAGGCAAAGUUCAAAACAGAGUACCGAUCUUUUCGUUGUUAGUAGGUUUCUUCACGGUAUGCAACAUUACAGAUCUGUUCCACCUAACUAUUAAUCUACUGUUUUUCUUAUUCUCUCACUGCUAUUUGAAACAAACA